Rhincodon typus (whale shark) is the source of this 3362-nucleotide messenger RNA. It is a transcript of the gene mkks, whose product is annotated as MKKS centrosomal shuttling protein. Bases 1 to 1722 code for a protein of 573 amino acids. The transcript has 4 exons. Gene Ontology annotation, molecular function: ATP hydrolysis activity; ATP binding. Gene Ontology annotation, cellular component: cytoplasm; kinociliary basal body; nucleus. Gene Ontology annotation, biological process: cilium assembly; chaperone-mediated protein complex assembly; protein folding. Lineage: Eukaryota; Metazoa; Chordata; Chondrichthyes; Orectolobiformes; Rhincodontidae. The record is from RefSeq and is a predicted model, not a curated record.
AUGAUGGCCUCAAUUGUGCCUAAAAUAGCAUCUUCGUGCAGCUCUGGACAGUUAAAUAGUGAUGUACUUUGUCAGGCUCUUUCCACUCUCAGAGGAAUUGUGGAGUCCUGUUAUGGCCCAUUUGGUAGACUAAAACUAAUUCACAAUGCUGUAGGAGGCUAUGUUUUAACCACAUCACAGUCUUCUGCCCUUUUGCGUAAUCUUUCUGUGUCCCAUCCUGUGAUAAAGUUACUAAUAGCUUCCGUGCUGAAUCAUGUUUCUCGAUUUAGUGAUUCUGGACUAUUUACAGCAAUUCUCUGCUGUAAUUUGGCUGAAAAUGCAAAACAACUUAACAUACUAAGCAGUCACAUUGUCAAAAUCCAUAAACACCUUCUGAAUAUUUGCCUUGACUAUCUAACUUCGGAAGAAUGUAGCUGCAAAAUACAAAUAGAUUUUAGUAACAGCAAGACUUUGCUUUCGCUUGUUCGUACGAUGAUAAAUAAGCCUACUUGUAUGCUGACUACAAAAGAAGCUGACUACAUCAGUUCAUUAGUGUUAAAGGCAUUCUUUUAUUCAAUACCAUCUGUGAUUGGAGAUAAUGUAUCUUUGGGAAAGAUGCAGAUUGUUCCCAUUGAGGGACAACGUGUUACUGACUCUUGUGUGCUUUCUGGGAUCCUUAUAGAGAUAUUUUCAUCUCCUUCAACAACAGUUGAUAUUACAAAAUUGACAUUUGGUUACAUUAAGAUUGCUGUAUUCAAUGUCUCCAUGUCAGGAGAUGUUGUUGACAGUGGAAAUGGAACCUGGGAGGUAACACCAGGUUUCAGUCCAGAAGAUGAAUCACUUGCACAGCUGCUGAAGGUGGGAAAACAGCUAGUUUGUGACCAAGUUCACCUUGUGCUAUGCCAGAGAGUAAUCCAUCCUGUUCUAAAACAAUAUCUUCAGGAGCAACAAGUGAUGGUAGGAGAUAGACUUGGAGUUGCUCUCAUGGACCCUCUGAUUCAAAUAACAGGUGCACAAUCCAUUAGUUCAUAUUAUCAUCCUAUUCCCCCUGACUGCUAUGGCAUUGUUAAGAACCUGUGCAUCGUGAAGUUUGGUUUCAAGCAAUUCCUACAUCUGAUUCCAAAUGAGAAUAAGCCUGUGUGUAGUUUGUUACUAUGCAAUCGAAGUGAAGCUGGAGUGAAUGAGCUGAAGCUUGUCUGUCAAUCUGCAGAACAUGUGUUGCAACUUACACUCAAAGAGCCUUUAGCUGUACUAGGAGGAGGCUGUACUGAAUUACAUCUGGCGACUUAUGUUGGACAUAAGAGUCAAAGUGUGACUGACGAAGCAUUAGUGGAGUUGGGCUGCUCUCGAUCUGAAUACAGAAUUGUUGCUGACAGUUUCUGCCACUCAUUGCAGCGUACUGCCUCUUCACUGGAACAUGAUGGUGGUGAGAACUUCAUUGAUACUAAGUAUUCCCAUCGUUGGUCAGUUCUGCCCAAGAUGCCUCUGCACACAGACUGGUCAGAAGUAUUUUCUAGAUGUGCUUGCCGUUUAUACACAGCGGAACCAAAUCUAAACUGGAUUGUUCCAGGUAAUGGGGUGGCAAUAAUAAGCCUAGAAUUGCCCCUUGAGAGACCUACUGAGUAUCUCCCAGAUCAAUUAGUAUUGGACUCUUAUUCUGUGAAACUUAAUGCAUUGCAAGUAGCUGUAGAAACAGCGAAUUUAAUUGUUGAUUUACAGUACGUUAUUCAGGACCAGAAUUAAACUUCUGGGGCACUGAAAUUCCAUCCUAUCCCAAAACAAGACUUAUAAAUAUAACUUACAACUUAAGGUCACAGGUUAGUAUUAUUUGCCAUGAUGCCUGGAAAGAUUUUCUGAUAAAAUCUCAGGUGUGCAUUAUUUUGAACUAAAAUCAAAUGUUUUACAACAUUAUCUUAUGUAAUCAUUUUUCUCAGACAGCUCUGAUUACAAAAAUCAAGACUUGGGUAGCAUGGUCAUGCUGUGUGUUAAUAUAUUAAUUCUGUAUGUUAAAGUACUGACUCACAGCGCCAUAUUGUGGGAGGAUCCUAGUCUGAGUCCUUCUCCACUGAACCAUACAAGGCACAGGCAUAGUGUUUUAAUGCAGGAAGAGGAAGAGGGAAUGCUUGGUGUAUGUAACAGGUCUCUGCCCGCUUUUACAUUUCAGAGAUGUUGCAGUCAAGAAUUUGCAGAGACAAAGAAAUAAUAUUUUCCCAUUUAUUUGAUGCAAACCUGAUUUCAUCCCUAAAAAAUUAUAGGUGAGCUCAAGAUGCUACAUUGUCUGCUGAUGUAUGAGAUAUUUUGCAAUUUAAAUGCUGUCCAUUGGUCCCCUAUGUAUAUUAAAAACAAACAUCCACUGUAUACAUGUUUGUUUCAUUAGGAAAUAUAUGUAGCUUUCAGCAUAUAGUUAUUCUUGUUGAAUUUUUCAUGUUGUUGGUUUACUAAUAUUAACAUUCCACUGAAGAGUUGACUUCGAUUUUACAUAGAUUUUAGUUUUAAAGUGCUUAGCAGUCUUAUUUUUUAUUUAAGACCCUCUAUAGCUGACAGUUGAAAAUAAAAUCCUUGUUCAUGAAUGAGUUUAAUCUGUCAAGAAGAUGUAAAAGAGGUCAAAGAUUUUGAAUUUGAUGUCUGACAAAUGGGUCAUUGUAGUUAGUGAAGUGGGAUUCAAUGCACAAGAAGAUGUGGGUGCAAACCUGUGGAUAAGUUCUAGUUCAUGUAAGGUGGGAAUUUGGAAGUUUGGUGAGGAGAACAUUGAAUAGAAAAGACUUGAGGCAGCAAGGGAUGAAUUGGGAUUUUCAGCAGGAGUCAGAGUGAGACAAGGUCAGACGUGGAAAUAUGCAGUUUGGUAUUAACUUGAAUAUGGGAUUCGAGACUAAGCAGAAAACUGAGAUUAGUCCAUCAGGAUUUGUGUAAGUGAGAAGCUGCAGAGAAAAAGAGGUGAGAUUGGAGAUGCUGGUACAGAAUGUUUGCAAGAACUAAUCAGAUUGACUUCAAUUCUGGAGAUGUUAAGUUGGUACCUUGCCCAUUUUAUUCAUCUGUCACUUAUGUUUGAUAGGCUUAUGGAUCUAUUUUGUAUAUUUAAGAAUAAUACAUGGUGAUCAUUGACUCAGAUUCAAAUAUUUGGUUAAAAUAUAGUCCACUAAUCUUGUGAACAAGUGUAUGAACAGUGUAUUCUAAAAUCUGACUCAUCUACUAAUCGGUAAUCAGUAUGAAUUUUAUUUAUAUUAAGUUUACAAAACUAAAUAUGUGGUGGACUAUCACAUUCCAAUGUUUCAUGAAUGCAAAAUGACUUCGCUGAAACAUGAUAACUGAGACCUGAUUAUAAGCAGGAAUAUCUGCCAAUGAGUUAAUUGUAUUGCAAUAAAAUUUUGAUGAUGUUUAAACAA